Messenger RNA from Sphaerulina musiva SO2202, 1170 nucleotides. RefSeq lists its product as uncharacterized. Lineage: Eukaryota; Fungi; Ascomycota; Dothideomycetes; Mycosphaerellales; Mycosphaerellaceae. The transcript has 2 exons. Bases 1 to 1170 code for a protein of 389 amino acids. The record is from RefSeq and is a predicted model, not a curated record.
AUGCAGAUCGGCACCGCUGACUGCACCACAGAUAUCUGGUUUCAACUUCCUCCCGAGGUCUUGGUCAGUCGGUAUCAUACUAUCAACAAGAAGGCCAACCAGAGACUCCGUGCUCGCCUCGGCAACGCAUACGAUGCCGAACAUAUUCGACAAACCAUCAUCUUUGGCGCGGGCAAGCGGUGUGCUCCCAAUCAAAUGCACACUGUUGCAUGUUAUCCUAUUCCAGAAGCUCCUCUGCCUGAUGACUUGUAUGGCGCCAAUACUGAUACCGUGAUGGGUAAGAACAAGUACACUAGCUUGAAGCAAAGAUAUCUCAAUUCCGGCUACAUCAUCGGGCCCGCCAAGGACAUGCGAAAGAUGUUUCGGCGAGCAUGGGAAAAAGUGCAAGCUAUGCAAGAUCAUGAUCCCUGGGACAAUGGCAGUGGCGGAUCCGACUUCAUGUACCACGGCUCCGACCAGUCCAUCUUCAACACCAUGUGGGGAGAACAAGAAUUCCAACGCGAAGUCAUGCGAAGGAGGCAUCUCAGCGUGAUCGACCGACUCCGUGGCCACAGCACCCCAAAACCAUACUAUCUCGAAGGCACACUCGUCGACGACCCUCUCAACCCCUCCUUCACGCAUCAACCCAUGGAGCACAAACAAGGCCAACCAGACGAAUUCGGAAUCGGCGUCGACUACUUCAGCGAUCUCGGCCACCAAACCGUCAACACCGAAGACGACACCCAGUAUCUCAUCUACAACCAAAACAUCUCCGCCCAACUCCAAGACCGCGACCAUAAACUCUUCGACUGCCCCUCCCGCGUCACCGGCCUCCUCCCCGACGACAUCCUCCACACCAGCCCUCCACUCACCACCCACAAGUCCUGGACCGAAUUGCCCCUCUUCACCAAUCGCUGCCUCAAUACCAUCCCCGUCAUGAUUCACCAUAAUGGGGAUAAAGGCGCUCGUGGCUGGCAGUGGCCCAUGUCGUGGAUGCAAGGUCACGCGAGACGGGAAUUCGAAAUGCUUUUGGGGAAUGAGGAGAGUGUGUUCGCGGCGGGAAGGUCUACGGGAGGAGCGUUUUUGCCUUCGGGAGAAUAUCUGACUUUUCAGGAUUUGUGUCCGAGGGAAUUUGAGUGGGAGUUGUUUCGUGAUGUAGAGAAACCGGAGGAUACGCCGGUGGGGAUGUGA